AUGACAUUUCCACAAACUCCAGAGGCUACGAUUAGUGUCUCUGAGUUUGUGGUGUUUGCUUUGGUACUCCUUCAUUUCAUAUACCACUUGAUUCAUUCUUGGUGUUCACAGGAUGUGGCGUUUCCUUCGUCUGUGCAUCUGUCAGAGAGUCACCAAGACUUCUCGCAGGCCAUGCAGGGGGAUACGCUCGUAGAAGAGUCUGUGGUGCACGAACACCAGUUCUGGAAGCGGUCGAAGACUACCCAAUACUUGCUGUACGUACUUACGGCUGUGGGUGCGAUUGUGGGCUAUUGGUUCGACGUGUACUUCUGGUUCGUGUUUCCUUUUAUGACGACCUUGUCCAUCUACGUAUGCGAUCAAGAGAUUAGCAUUGCAUCCCACAAGCUCAAGACCAGGUGGCAUGCUAUUUGCUACCUGUUUAUUCUCUCAACCAUUUUUUUCGUCGCAGAAGUGUUUCGCACCGCCUGUGGCGAAUGGAAAUCAGUUGCGCGGUGGUUCUGCAUGACCUUGCUGGGCCUUCUUGGAGUGAUAACAGGGACUGUCCCUGGCAAGCCACGACAUGUGGCGACCCAUAGCAAGGUCCUGGAACUCGCACGCGAAGAUGACGAGCUGAGUCACGACGAAGAAGACACGAUGACGUCCAUGGACAUUGCUCCUACACGAAGUGCCAGCAAUUCCAUCCUUGGCUCUCUGUUUUUCAUGCAUGUCAUGCCAUUGGUACGCCAGGCGAUGUGGAAAGGCGUAGUGAGCUCGGUCGAUGUGCCUGUAAUGGGCCGAAACAUGCAAUCAGAGACGCUAGGUUUGCGUGUUCGUGCUCUAUUCCUUCAGUACGUGCAUGGAGCAGACCCUAAAACUGCGGUCCCUUCGGAGCAGGAAGCCAAGAAGACGUUGUUCUCGCGGCAGUCCAGGGAGCUGCUCUAUGUGCUAGUACGAGCGAACACGAGCCUAUUCUUCACGUUGGUUUCCAUGACAAUUCUCUCGGUGGGUAUGUAUUAUGCCCCUGCGUUCUUAGCAAACCAAAUCUUCACCGUUGUGGGUGAUCAGCGUGCAGGUAUGGAAACGUCGCGUGAGACAUUCUUCCGCGCCCUGCCCUGGGUGCUUGCGCUGUUCUUGCUGAUCAUUGUGAGCAGCACCGUGCAAGGAGUGCUAUGGAGCUGUCUAGAAGGCGACUUAGCUGUGCGUCUCUCGACGCAGCUCUCGACGCUCUUGUAUGCCAAGACGCUGCGACGUCGUCAAGAAGCGGACUUGAAAGGCGAAGGCAAAGGCAGUAAUCAAGUGAUCAACCUGCACUUGGUUGAUUUGCAACGUGUGGUGUCCGUCACAUUCCACCUCUUCGCGGCGAUUACGACGCCGCUUGAGUUGGUCGUGGGUGGCUACUUUGCGUAUCGUGUGCUGGGCAUUAGUGCGUUGGUGGGCCUAUCGACGACGAUUCUGCUGAUGCCCUUCAUUGGGCUGUUGAGUGGUCUCUUUGGGCGCACGAACGAGCGCUUGAUGACCGUACGUGACAAGCGUAUGGGUCUGCUGAACGAGUGCUUUUCGGGCAUUCGUAUGAUCAAGUCGCAGGCGUGGGAAUCUGUCUUUCAAGAGCGUGUGGACGAUACACGACGCGCUGAGCUGCGUCAUCAGCUCAUGUCGUUUGUGUGUGAAGCUGUCCUUACCUGUAUUUUGGAGCUAAACCCCUUGCUGGUGACUCUGGUGGCUUUUACAUGUUACACGCAAGUCAUGCACCAAGAGCUUACGCCGGCCGUGGCGUUCACGUCGCUAGCUAUCUUUGCAGAGCUGCGUUGGACGUUGAUUAUGCUGCCGAAAGCGGUGACAGACUUUGUCCAGACGCUGGUCUCGUCGGAGCGUAUCGCUACGUACUUGAUUAGCCCCGAAGUGACCACGGCGCCGCCCUUUAGUGGUGCGAACGAUGGAUCGUCGCAUUUGGUCCGCUUGGAUCAUGCCACGAUUGCCUGGCCCCAAGUGGGCAAGGUGCCGACAUUUUCCCUGCAGGAUGUGACGUUGGACUUUCCCACGGGCAAGACCCUGAUUUGUGGCCGUGUAGGCAGUGGCAAGUCGCUGCUGCUGCAGUCGCUGCUGUACGAGACAGAAGUGUUGCAUGGCACAGUCCAGUGCCCACGCUCGCCACAGACGGGUAUCCCAAGCAACGAAGACGAUCUUCGUGAGGCAGCGGAGGCCCUCAAUACACCAGGCUGGCUGCGCACAGAUUUGGUAGCGUAUGCGCCUCAAACGCCGUUCCUUAUGAACGCAAGUAUACGCGAGAAUAUCCUAUUUGGUUUGCCGCUCGGCGACGGAAAGCGGUACCAAGCGACGUUGGAAGCGUGCUCGCUAGCGCCGGAUCUGAAGCAGAUGGAGCAUGGUGAUCUGACGCAGGUCGGUGAAAACGGUACAGAGCUGUCAGGCGGUCAGAAGGCGCGCAUUGGCCUCGCGCGAGCAGUGUACUCACGCGCACGAACGCUUCUUUUGGACGACGUGCUCUCUGCGGUGGAUACCGGCACGGCAAAGCACAUGGCAGAGCGCGUGUUUGCUGGUCGAUUGCUGCAAGGCCGUGUGGUGCUGUUGGUCUCGCACAAUGUGCCGCUGCUGGGCAAGUUGAUGGACCAAGUGGUGUACUUGGAUGACCGCCACGUGACGUUCCACGGCACGCCCAAGCAGUUUUUCGGCUCAGAGCACUACACGGGCUGGCUCGAUGGGGAGAAAGAUGGCGAGGCGCAGCAGGACGACGAGACGCAUGCGCACCAGCCCGCGGAACUCUCAGCGAUAGGCUCGAAGCGUGGCUCUGAGCACCGUGAGAAAGGCAACAUUGCAUGGAAAGUAUGGCAUGCGUACAUUCUGGCCAGCAGUGGAUGGACGUUGUCGUUGCUGACGACGUUCCUCUUUACGCUAUCGAACAUGUGGGACUUGGUCACCAACGCGUGGCUGCGUGAUUGGACGUCGGCGCCUGCGAAUUUGCACUCGAGUGAGUGGUGGCUCUGGCGGUACGCAGGUUUGCUCGGCAUUGGCAUUGGACUGAGCAUCGUGCGAUGGAUCGGCAUUUAUGCGAUGUCGCUGAAAGCGUCGCAGGUCAUGUUCAGCCGCAUGUUGGAGCGCACACUGCAUGCGCCGCUGCAGUUCUUCGAUAAGGUGACACGGGGCCGCCUGCUCAACCGCUUUGGCCAGGACCUCAAUGUCUUGGACUCGAACUUUGCACGUGCCAUUGCCGACGUGGUGAUUCGCGUGACGCAGCUGCUCGCGACGCUGGUGGCGCUGUUUAUGGUCGGCGGUGUAGGCAUCGUCGUGGCGCUGCUGGCGCUCAUGCCGCUGUAUGGCUUUGUGGCGCAGCAUUACUUGUCGGUGGCGCGUGACUUGCAAAGGCUUACCUCGACAUCGCGUUCGAUGGUCGUCAACUCGUUUAGUCACGCGGUGCAUGGCGUGCAAGUGAUCCGUGCGUUUGGUGCGCAGGCACGGUGUACCAACGAGAUGCUGCAUGUGCUUGACAACAACAACCGCUUUGUAUGGUGGACGUCGCAAGGCAGCCGCUGGGUGACGCAGAUGUACAAUCUGAUCAGCUCGUUCCUGGUGUUGGCCUCGUGUGUGUUGAUUCUGCUCCAGCCUAACACGGAGCCAGCCAGCAUCGACUUCUCGCUGACCUUCUUGAUCCAACUCAACUUUAUUUUGCUGAUUCUCAUGCGUAUGUACACGUCACUGCAAACGAAUGGUGUGGCGAUAGAGCGCAUCUUUGAGUACGCCGAGAACAUCGAUAAAGAAGCCCCCAGCCACAUGGAGCGAGCGCCGCCGGACACCUGGCCGAACCAUGGCCAUGUGCAGGUGGACCAUCUCACAGUACGUUACGCGGACGACACACCCAAUGUCCUGCACGAUGUAUCGUUCCAUGUGCCAGGCGGCACCAAGCUCGCCAUUGUAGGGCCGACGGGCAGUGGGAAAUCCACCUUGGUGGGCGCCUUGCUGCGGUUGCUCGAAGCGCACAAGGGCUCGAUUCAGAUUGAUGGGUGGGACAUUUCGGAGGUGGGCCUGCACGAUCUGCGGUCGCGCGUUCGCAUUGUGGCUCAAGACCCUGUGAUCUUGUCAGGCACGCUCCGCAGUGCCCUGGACGUGAUGAACCAGUUUGACGACGAACAGGUACUGGACUGUCUGCGCCGCGUCCAGCUCAUCACGGACGGCUCGGAUGCGUUCACCGACUUGUCUAUGCCCAUUGCCGAGCACGGCGCCAACCUCAGUCAGGGCCAGCGCCAAUUGCUCUGCCUAGCGCGGGCCAUUCUCCACAAGGCCCGCGUCGUGCUAUUUGACGAGGCCUCGAGUUCUAUUGACUACACGACCGAUAUGCACAUCACCGACGUGAUCCGCGAGGCGUUCCAUGAUAGCACUGUGCUGACCAUUGCACACCGUCUGCGUACGGUGAUUGAGUACGACCAGGUCCUGGUACUGGACCAUGGCCGUGUGAAAGAAAUGGGCGAGCCUGCCAAGCUCCUGCAAGAUCCGUCCUCGUUCUUCUAUCGACUUUGCAAGGAUGCUGGCCCAGCCGAAUUCAAGUACUUGGUCGCUAUGGCAGGCAAGGCCGCCGACGUACGGCAAACUACCACCUUUUCCUCUUCAUAG
Malassezia pachydermatis is the source of this 4599-nucleotide messenger RNA. Its product is annotated as multidrug resistance-associated abc transporter. Gene Ontology annotation, cellular component: membrane. The transcript has a single exon. Lineage: Eukaryota; Fungi; Basidiomycota; Malasseziomycetes; Malasseziales; Malasseziaceae. Gene Ontology annotation, biological process: transmembrane transport. The record is from RefSeq and is a predicted model, not a curated record. Bases 1 to 4599 code for a protein of 1532 amino acids. Gene Ontology annotation, molecular function: ATP hydrolysis activity; ABC-type transporter activity; ATP binding.